AUGAACCGUCGCCAGCGCCGCGCAUUAGUGGCCAAGGAGUCUCCUUCCGCUGAGCUCUCUUCUGCGGCAGAGAUCCCCAUGGAGCGGCCGCGGUCAUCAGACUCCGAGUCCAACAAACCAAAAGCCAAGACGCUGUAUGAGAUCGCCGCAGAACGACAAGCAGAGCUCGCUCCUCAUGGACAACCUUUUCUCGAUGAGACGGAACGAAAUGAUGCUUCAACAAUCUCAAACACAACCAAACUCGUCACCCUAUCUCCAGACGGCAAGAUCUCCGAAACACCAUCAUCAAAAGCCGAGGCCACCGCUUCUACACUAGACACUUCCUCUGAACCACUCCCACCCCUCCUCGACACUCUCCUCCUUUCCUUCCCCUUCACCUGCCUUCACUUCACCCUCUCCUUCCUAACAUUCCACCAAUACGCCCAACCUGACCUCCACUCCAUACCCACACUCCUCAAGCAAUCCAUCUUCGUCGCACUUCCCACGCUCACCCUCCUCAUCCACUUAGCCCAUGGCCAUGCCUUGCCCUUCCCGCACCUCUCACAGCGAGCACGCUUUGCGACAAAGAUCGCACAGCAAAUCGCAUUCAUCAUCACAGCAAACAUAGCGGGCUGUUACCUUAUCUACCUGACCAACGAUCGAGGCUACUACGCCGUGAUGAAGCGGGCGCCCGCUAUUGGGACGCUAUGGAUAUGGUGUAUUAUCGAGUUGGGUCUGGUGGGUGCCCUAGCGGGGGUGGUAGGUCCAGGAGUCUUCGCGUGGUGGAAUGGAUAUGGUGUAUUUUGA
Molecule: messenger RNA, 786 nt
Organism: Endocarpon pusillum Z07020
Lineage: Eukaryota; Fungi; Ascomycota; Eurotiomycetes; Verrucariales; Verrucariaceae
Exons: 1
Coding region: 1-786 (261 amino acids)
Source: RefSeq, a predicted model, not a curated record